Tripterygium wilfordii is the source of this 676-nucleotide messenger RNA. RefSeq names its product cyclin-dependent protein kinase inhibitor SMR3-like. NCBI's taxonomy places the organism in Eukaryota, Viridiplantae, Streptophyta, Magnoliopsida, Celastrales, Celastraceae. Gene Ontology annotation, biological process: regulation of DNA endoreduplication. The transcript has a single exon. The record is from RefSeq and is a predicted model, not a curated record. The coding region runs from base 207 to 590 and encodes 127 amino acids.
UUACCAAAUUCUCAUAUAACUCUCAAGUCUCUCACAGGGAUAUUCAUUCAUCCACUCCUCACACAUCACAGUUACGAGAAAAAUAAUGUGGAGUUCUCCGAAUCAAAGUCAAUAUAGGUUGAGGAUCCGAUGCGCGUAAAACCCUCACCCCUACGUACCCCUCUCAAUUCUUCCUUCUUUUUAGCUUCCCUCUCUAUCUCUCUCUGAUGUGCUCAGUGGAUCAGUUGUCCUUUCUUGGCAUGUCGUCGAAUUCGGAGAAGUUUGUAAUCAAGCAGGGUCAAGAAGACAAAGAGAUCGAAUUCGAGAUUUCAAAACGGGAAUUUCAAGACAAGUUUCACCAAGAGGAAGCCAAUAGAGACCAUGAUGAUGAGAAGAGUGGUGCUGUAGAUUCUCCUGUGAAGGAUGUAGUGGAGGAGGACGAUGGGUUCAAGACUCCAACAUCUUUGGACCACAAAAUUCCUGUUGAGAUUGAAUGUCCACCUGCACCCAGAAAACCCAAGCCCUCAAGGAAAAGGAAGGCCUCCUCGCCCCUAGUCUCAAAUAGGCCAAGACUAGUAAGAUUGCUUGAUCUCUCUUUCACGACUGGUUGAGUCUCUCUCUCUCUCUCUGUACAAUCCUACUGAAUUUGAAGGCAAGAUCAACAAAACUGCAGAAAAGACUUGUGAUUUUUCUUUUA